UUCUUCAUUUCAGACUCUCUCACUCUCUCUCUCUCUCUCCCUAAUUUCAAAUCUUUUAGGUUUCUGUUUUCAAUUUUCAAAAAUACCCAGCCAUAAUGCGCGAGAUCCUUCACAUCCAAGGUGGCCAAUGCGGCAACCAAAUCGGAGCUAAGUUUUGGGAAGUGGUCUGCGCCGAACACGGCAUAGACUCCACUGGUCGCUACCAAGGCGACUCAGAUCUGCAGCUUGAAAGAAUCAAUGUCUAUUACAAUGAGGCCAGCUGUGGCCGAUUUGUUCCUCGGGCUGUGCUCAUGGAUUUGGAGCCUGGUACUAUGGACAGUAUCAGAUCUGGUACUUAUGGUCAGAUUUUUAGACCUGAUAACUUCGUCUUUGGCCAAUCUGGUGCUGGUAACAACUGGGCUAAAGGCCAUUACACUGAAGGCGCAGAGCUCAUUGAUUCUGUGCUUGAUGUUGUUCGAAAAGAAGCUGAGAAUUGCGACUGUUUGCAAGGUUUUCAAGUGUGCCAUUCUCUCGGAGGUGGUACUGGAUCUGGAAUGGGAACGCUAUUGAUCUCUAAAAUUAGGGAAGAAUACCCAGAUAGGAUGAUGUUGACUUUCUCUGUAUUUCCUUCUCCUAAGGUCUCUGAUACAGUUGUGGAGCCUUAUAAUGCCACUCUUUCUGUCCAUCAGCUAGUGGAAAAUGCAGAUGAGUGUAUGGUUCUUGACAACGAAGCCUUGUACGAUAUUUGCUUCAGAACGCUCAAACUCACCACCCCAAGCUUUGGUGAUUUGAAUCACUUAAUCUCUGCAACGAUGUCUGGAGUUACUUGCUGCUUGAGAUUCCCUGGCCAGUUGAACUCUGAUCUGAGGAAACUUGCAGUGAAUCUCAUUCCAUUUCCUCGUCUUCACUUUUUCAUGGUGGGUUUUGCUCCUCUUACGUCCCGUGGGUCCCAGCAAUAUCGAGCUCUAACUGUUCCUGAGCUCACACAACAAAUGUGGGAUGCUAAGAAUAUGAUGUGUGCAGCUGAUCCAAGACACGGGCGUUAUCUCACAGCCUCUGCUAUGUUUAGAGGGAAAAUGAGCACAAAAGAGGUUGAUGAGCAAAUGCUAAAUGUGCAGAACAAGAACUCUUCUUACUUUGUGGAGUGGAUUCCAAACAAUGUGAAAUCAACUGUUUGUGAUAUUCCACCAACUGGUCUAAAAAUGGCCUCAACAUUUAUUGGCAAUUCCACAUCUAUACAAGAGAUGUUCAGGCGUGUGAGCGAGCAAUUCACUGCUAUGUUCAGAAGAAAAGCUUUCUUGCAUUGGUAUACAGGGGAAGGGAUGGAUGAAAUGGAGUUCACUGAAGCUGAGAGUAAUAUGAAUGAUUUGGUUUCUGAGUAUCAGCAAUACCAAGAUGCAACUGCUGAUGAAGAAGGCUAUGAAGACGAGGAAGGAGAAUAUCAGGAGGAAGAAUAUGAGUAGAAUAUUCAUUUGAACCUCAACUUCUAGUUGCUGGUUUAUGUUUUUGUUGGUUAUUAUAUGGAUUGUAGCUAAAAAAGAACUAAAAUAGCACUAUUAAUUUAUGUAACUUUGAUAAUCUAUUUAUUUAUCAGUAAAUUUCCUCUUUCAGCCUGCA
This is a messenger RNA of Jatropha curcas, 1596 nucleotides long. It is a transcript of the gene TUB7, whose product is annotated as tubulin beta-7 chain. Gene Ontology annotation, biological process: microtubule-based process. Lineage: Eukaryota; Viridiplantae; Streptophyta; Magnoliopsida; Malpighiales; Euphorbiaceae. Gene Ontology annotation, cellular component: microtubule. The record is from RefSeq and is a predicted model, not a curated record. Gene Ontology annotation, molecular function: GTP binding; structural constituent of cytoskeleton; GTPase activity.